CAUCGCUGGGGGUCGGAAAAGCCUCGCAAAAGGACGACAAUUGCGCAACUUCGGAUCGCUGCUGCCGUCUUGCCCCGGAUCAGCGUUCUCCGCUGCGCCGAGCAGCACGCCGCCGCAUGCGUCUGUGUCGUUUUCACCGCUCCAGGCAAUCUUUGGGAACGAAAGGAAUUCCUUACUUGGGGUAUCCUCUAG
Molecule: messenger RNA, 192 nt
Organism: Amoebophrya sp. A25
Lineage: Eukaryota; Dinophyceae; Syndiniales; Amoebophryaceae
Source: the annotation of a GenBank genome assembly